GAGCUUCAGCAGCAGAGAUCUGUGCAGAGUGGAGCAGCUUUGAGCACAUCUGUAUUUUGCUUCUCUAGCAUCAGAAACUCCAGAAAUGGCUUUACACCAAGAGUUUGAGAAUGCUGGCAAGACACCAGGGCUGAUGGUGUGGCGUAUUGAAAAAGGCGAUCUGGUUCCUGUUCCAAAAAACCUGUAUGGAAACUUUUACACCGGAGAUGCCUAUCUUCUGCUAUACACAACACCAGGUUUUUCUUACAGGAUCCACAUGUGGAUCGGAAAAGAAUGCUCUGUGAAUGAAAGAGGGGGUGCUGCCAUUUUUGCUACUCAGAUGGAUGACCAUUUUGAUGGCAAACCAGUGCAGCAUCAGGAACCCCAGGGCAAGGAAUCAACAACUUUUCAGAGCUAUUUUCCAAAUGGACUCAAAUACAUGGAGGGUGGUGUAGAUUCUGGAUUUCAGCAUGUCGUCACUAAUCAGAUGGAUAUGAAGAGGCUCCUACAUGUUAAGGGCAGACGAUUUCCAAGAGCCACUGAGGUGCCUUUCAGCUGGGCCAGCUUUAACCAAGGAGACUGCUUCGUCAUUGAUGCAGGAGCAGACAUUUAUCAAUGGAUUGGGUCAAGCAGCGGUUAUACAGAACGUCUGAAGGCCGGCCAAAUUGGUAUGCAUAUUCGUGACAACGAGAGAGGCGGACGUGCCAAAUUUCACUCUGUGCAGGAGGAUUCUGAAGGUGACGACCUUAUUAAAUUGCUGGGGACCAAACCAAAGAUUCCUUCAGAGUCGGAUUCUGAUUGUGAAGCUGAUAUGGCCAACAGGAAAAAAGCCAAACUCUACAUGGUUUCUGAUGCCAGUGGAAAAUUAAAAUUAACUGAGGUGGCAUCUCAGAAUCCAUUCAGCAUGACUCUGCUUUCAACCAGCGAAAGUUACAUCCUUGACAAUGGGCAAAAUGGCAAGAUAUUUCUGUGGAAAGGGAAGGGUGCGAGUGCAGAAGAACGGAAGAAAGGACUGAUUAUAUGCAAUGAGUUUAUAACAACAAAGAAUUAUCCAAACGACACUCAGAUUGAGGUGGUUCCAGAAUAUGGUGAAACUUCACUGUUCAAGCAGUUCUUUAAUGAUUGGAAAGAGAAGGACCAAACCAAAGGACUGGGCAAAGUCUACACCAUUGGUUCCACUGCUGUCAUUCAGCCAAUUCCUUUUGACAUAUCUAAGCUGCACGGGUCCCAAACAAUGGCGGCUCAACAUGGAAUGGUAGAUGAUGGAUCAGGAACUAUUCAGAUUUGGAGAAUUGAAGGCAAUGCUAAACAACCUGUGGACAGUUCUUUGGUCGGUCAGUUCUUUGGUGGAGACUGCUACAUUAUUCUGUACUCUUACCUGCUGAACAAUAGUCGCAGGCAUAUCAUUUACACCUGGCAGGGGCUUAAAGCGACACAAGAUGAAUUGGGAACAUCGGCAUUCUUGACUGUCCAACUUGAUCAGGAAAUGGGAGAUCUGCCAGUUCAGGUACGUGUCACACAGGGUCAGGAGCCUGCUCAUCUGAUGAGUUUGUUCAAAGGUAAACCGAUCAUUGUGCACAGCGGGGGAACCUCCAGGAAGGGUGGCCAAACCGCUCCCGCACCAGUUCGACUUUUCCACAUUCGGAAAACCUCAAACGGAGCGAAUAGAGCUGUUGAGGUAAAUUGUGAUGCAGAGUCGCUGAACACUAAUGACUCGUUUGUGCUGAAAACAUCAAAGCAAACCUAUAUCUGGAAGGGUGUGGGCGCCAGUGAUGCUGAGGUAGAUGCUGCAAAGUAUGUAGUCAGUGUGCUCGGCGGGAGUGAAACAGUUGUCAAAGAAGGAAGUGAACCAGGUGACUUCUGGCAGGCUCUUGGUGGUAAGAAGAAAUACCAGACAUCUGUAGCCCUCAGCAAAGAAACUCCUACUCACCCAAUUCGUUUGUUUGGUUGCUCAAACAAAACCGGUCGUUUCACUAUUGAGGAAGUUCCAGGUGACUUCACACAGCUGGAUUUGGCAGUUGAUGACGUGAUGCUGUUGGACACUUGGGAUCAGGUCUUUCUUUGGAUUGGCAAGGAUGCAAAUGAGGUGGAGAAGUCAAAAUCAGAGGAAUGCGCCAGAGAAUAUAUAGCAACAGACCCCCAAGGAAGAGACAAAGGGACCCCGAUUGUUAUUGUUAAACAAGGAAAUGAACCGCCAACAUUUACAGGCUGGUUCUUAGCUUGGGACCCAAGCAAGUGGGAUUUGAGCCCUCUGCAAAAAGCCAUGGCUAAGCUCCAAAGUCACUGAGAUACUUUCAUGAAAAGACAUUGAUUGCACUGUACCCUAUUUGCAUGGCUUAGCUGAAAAGCAGUGCAAUUGAUGAAUCCAGUUUCCUAUUGGCAGUAAAAAAAAAUUAGUAACGUUUUAGGGAUUUUAUGAGACUUGAAUGAAUUAAUGUUUCUAAUGCCUGAUGCAGAUUCAACGCUUUAUUAAAAUAUAUUAGGUUGAGCACAUAAUUGGGUUUCAGAGUCCCAAGGUUCCUUUCAAAAUAUUUUUUACNUUUUUCUCUUUCUCUGCAAAUUUGCACCAGACAUCUCUUGAUAACUUAUGUUUUUCACUUUAAACUUAGUGUCACGGUUUUGACUUGUGGGGUACAGUCAGGUAGAAAGCUUGAGCAGGUUUACUCAAUUGCAUUAAAACGAUAAUAUGUGGCCUUCAUUGCAGACUCCAGGUCACCAUACAGUGCAAUACUUGAACGCUUUUAAACACAAAUUAUUGACCUUGAUACUUUGAACAAUAAAGAGUGGAAAGUUGAGGAAAAUCUUAUGAAAUGUACACAAAGUCAAUUGGUUAGAGAGAGCUUUUCUACAUACAGUAAGUGCCUGGCUUAGAAGUCAGUUCUUUUAAAGAAAAUAUUGGAAACUAUUUUCCAAGUUAAGACUGAACUUAAGAAUUUUCCACACUUCUUGUGAUCUUAAAAUUUUUAAGAGAAAACCUUCAUUCCUGGGUGGAAUUUUAAGCCUAUAUGAUACUGCUGAGAUGAUCAUUCAAAUACAAAUCUGCUAAUGUUCUAGUCCGUUUAUAACCCCAGAUUUGAAAGAUGUUAAACAAUUUUCUGCUUCUUCUUGCUGCUUCUUGAAGCGCAGUUCAUGUAUUUCACCGUCAUAUAUGCACAGGCCUGAUGGAGAUCAUUGCACUGCUGUUUCUCUCACCCAAUUUGUAUUUUUGGCUUCUGCCAAAAGGACAUUUAGCUAUGGAUGUUAGCGAGGCUUGUGCUGUGCUAAAUUGAUUAGCUUUUUUCAAGAAAGGAUCCUAUUGCAUUGCUUUCAGAUUAAUGCAUAACUCUUAAAGCAUUACGUGUUUGUGGAAUUGGUUUUAAUAAAUGUUUGGGAUUUGCAAAA
Messenger RNA from Callorhinchus milii (elephant shark), 3360 nucleotides. RefSeq names its product adseverin. NCBI's taxonomy places the organism in Eukaryota, Metazoa, Chordata, Chondrichthyes, Chimaeriformes, Callorhinchidae. The coding region runs from base 86 to 2266 and encodes 726 amino acids. Gene Ontology annotation, biological process: barbed-end actin filament capping; actin filament severing; actin polymerization or depolymerization. Gene Ontology annotation, cellular component: actin cytoskeleton; cytoplasm. The transcript has 17 exons. The record is from RefSeq and is a predicted model, not a curated record. Gene Ontology annotation, molecular function: phosphatidylinositol-4,5-bisphosphate binding; actin filament binding.